AUGGGAGCAUCUGUACGAAAAUCCAUGCUUGCAGAUGAUCACAAUCUUGAGAUAUUUUCUCUUGUAUGGCUUGAUGCAUCUGUUAAUACAGGACAGGAAAAUAUCAAUGUUCAACAACAACUUCGAACUUUAAUUCAUCAGUUAAAGACAUUUGAUAAUACCCGUGAUUGUUUAGAAUAUAUUCGCCAUAUUUCUAAAAAUGAUCGAAUUAUAUUGAUUGUUAGUGGUCGAUUAGGUCAAGAGAUUGUUCCACGUAUACAUCGAUUAAGACAAGUAUCGGUUAUAUAUGUUUAUUGUAUGGAUAAAGAAAAAAAUUCAAAAUGGGCUCGUAAAUAUUCAAAGAUAAAAAAUGUAAUUGUUAAUCUCGAUGAAUUAGUUGUUCAAAUUCGAUCCGAUCGUGCAAAACGAAAUUAUGAAACCUAUGAACCAUUACCAUUUAAUAUAUAUAAAAAAAGUGUUAAUGAUGAAAAAGUUGCAAAUGAUUCAAAUAAUCAAUUUAUUUAUUCCGGUUCAUUAAUCGAUUGUUUAUUACAUAUGCCAUCAUAUACAACCGAUCAAAAUCAAUUAAUAUCUCUAUGUCGAGAUAUUUAUAAAGGUGAUGCAAAUGAAUUAUUAAUACUGAAUGAAUUUGAACAAACUUAUACAUCUAAUACAGCAUUAUGGUGGUAUACAAGAGAUUCAUUUGUAAUGCGUUUAUUAAAUAAAGCAUUUCAAGAACAAACAAUUGAUUUAUUAUAUCUAUUUCGUUUUUUUCUUCAUGAUAUGCAAGAUCAACUUAAGCGAAAUAGAUGUGUAUCUCCAAUACGUGUUUACCGAGGACAGUUUCUAUCAAAUGAUGAAUUACAAACACUUAACAAUUCAAUUGGAGGUUUGAUUUCCAUAAGUUCAUUUCUAUCAGCACAUUCUAAUCGUCAAAAAGCUUUAAAACAUUUAACUGAGUCAGAUGAAUUACGAGGAACUUUAUUUGAAAUUGAUGCUGAUCCUCGUCUGGAUGAAAUUAAACCAUUUGGUUAUACUGGUCAAGACGAUGAAAUAUUAUUUAUGGUUGGAUCAAUAUUUCGUAUUAAUGACAUUCAUCGUCAACAUGAUGGAUUGUCAAUUAUACGAAUAACAUUAUGUUCAGAUAAUGAUCCACAAUUAAAAUUAAUAUUUAAAGAUUUAAAAUUUGAUACCAAUGAUAAUAAAAGAAAAUUACUUUCUUUCGGUGACAUUUUAUGGAGAAUGGGAAAAUUAACAGAAGCUGAAAAAUAUUAUCAACGUUUAUUAACUAAUUUAUCAGGUGAUGAUUAUUACAAUAUCUCGGAAUGUUAUUAUGCAUUAGGAAAUAUAGCAAUGGAAAAAGAUAAUUGUAAUUUAAGUUCUGAAUGGCAUGAAAAAUCAUUAGAAAUUAAGAAGGAAAUAUUAGAAGAAUUUGAUCCUAGUAUUGCAGAUAGUUACAGUAGUAUUGCUGAUAUUGAACGAAAAAAAGGAAAUUCUUCUCAAGCAUUUGAAUCUUAUAAUAAAGCAUUAGAUAUUUGGAUUAAAGCAUAUGAUGGUGAUCAUCCGAAAAUUGCCAUGUGUUUAAAUAAUAUUGGUUGUAUUUAUGGUGAAGAAAAAAAUUAUAUUAAAACACUUGAAUGUCAUGAAAAAUCUUUGAAAAUAUUAAAAAAACAUUUUCCAGCCGAUCAUCUUUGUUUGGGACAAGCGUAUAAUAACAUUGGUAGUGUAUAUCGUUAUCUCGGUAAUUAUGAACUUGCUUUAGAAAAUUAUCAGUUAUCACUUAAAAUUAAAACGAAAACAUUUUCAUCAAAACAUCCAUCGAUUGCAUCGACAUUCAGUAAUAUUGCGUGUGUUUAUGAAGAAAUGAAUGAAUUCCAACAAGCAUUAGCUUAUUAUGAAAAAGCAGCAUCUAUUUAUCGACAUAAUUUUCCACCCACUUAUCCAGAUAAUGUUCGAAUUAUAGAUGAUAUUAAACGAAUUUCAAGUAAACUUAAAUAA
Molecule: messenger RNA, 1977 nt
Organism: Adineta steineri
Lineage: Eukaryota; Metazoa; Rotifera; Eurotatoria; Adinetida; Adinetidae
Source: the annotation of a GenBank genome assembly